UUCACUAAGCGUAUGCACAAAUUAUUGUCAGUCGGUCAGAUAACGCAACGCGCUCAUUAUAAACGGUUAAAAACGCUGAAGACGUCCAUUCCGGUGAAUUGUUGUAAACGUUAAGCAAAAUGGAAACUGAGGAGAAGAAGGAUAUGCAAAAGCAGGCUUCAUUGAGCAGCAUUCCAGCUGAUGUGCAGUGGAAACGUGCCGCGCUCAUGGCGAAAACCGCAGCAGCUUCGAGAGAAAAUAUCGAUAAUGACAGCGACGCAGAGGAUGUGGAUACAAAGCAGGCGAUUAAAUAUGGCAACAAAUGUCAGGCGACUUGCGGUAUUCUGAAAGAAUAUUGUGAUUAUAGUACGAUCCAUGGUUUUCGUUAUUUGGGUGAAACGAAACGACCACGUUGGGAAAGACUUUUCUGGAUAUUCGUGCUGAUAUUCUCAAUUUAUACUUGCGCCACGCUCAUCAUGAAUAUUUGGGAUAAGUGGAACAAUAACCCUGUCAUUGUGUCUUUUGCCGAGAAGUCUACACCCGUCUGGCAGAUACCCUUUCCAACUGUAACUGUAUGCACUGAAACAAAAGGGAGACAAACGGUACUAAAUUUCACCGAAAUGUAUUGGAAAAUAUCGGACAGAUUUAACAAUGUUUCACAGAUUGAUCUAACGCAAGAGGAGAGCACACGCAUGGAGGCGCUGGCUCAAGUGUGUGACGCUCAUUUACUCACCGACUUCAACUUUGGCCACAAGCAGGCAUCGGGCUCUGAGAUCGUAAGUUCACUGAGCGCCAUAACGCCCGAGUUCGAUAAGACCUAUUUGAAUUGCAAAUGGCGUAACUCUCCGGAAGAAUGCAAACAAAUAUUUAAGAAAUUUAUCACAGAAGAAGGUGUUUGCUAUAGUUUUAAUUCGCUGAGUCCCAUGGAGAUAUACCGACCGGAAGGCAUGAUUAAAGAGAUGCUUUUCCAAACUGACAAUCGUACGGCCACCGAUUGGAAUGUGGAGGAUGGCUAUAGCGCAAGCGCUGAUCCCGAAACCUAUCCGGAACGUGUGUUGGGUCCUGGUGCACGCGCUGGUCUCUAUAUGGUUUUGAAUGGUUUCGAACAAGAUUUUGAUAAUAUGUGUCGUGGUCCGGUGCAAGGUUUUAAGAUCAUUUUACAUACACCCGGUGAGGUGGCUCAAAUAUCAAAGCAAUACUUUCGCAUACCCUUCGAUCAGGAGGUUCUGAUUUCGAUAAAACCAAAAAUUAUAACCACCUCGGAAGGUUUGCGUCACUAUGAGCCACAUAGACGCCAGUGCUAUUUCCAAAAGGAACGUCAUUUGCGCUACUUCCAAAUUUAUACGCAGAGUAAUUGUGAGCUCGAGUGCUUGUCGAAUUUUACGCAGAGUCAAUGUGGCUGCGUCAAGUUCUCCAUGCCACACACAACGGACACACCAGUUUGUGGCGCCAACAAUAUCAAAUGUAUCAACGAAGCGGAGGAUCAACUCUUACUCAAAGAAUUCAAUCAGGGCGCUGAAACCGCUGGUGAAAAUGUACGUGGACGCACCGAAUGCGAUUGCUUGCCCUCGUGUACCUCCAUCGCCUACGAAGCGGAGAUUUCACAAUCAGAUUUCGAUUAUAAACUGGUAGCAAAUACGUUCAAGCAGGAAGACAUUACCAAUUUCAUAGCAAACAAUAAAAUGUCGCGCGUCUCCAUAUUCUUCAAAGAAGCACAAUUCUUAACCUCAAGACGCUCGGAAUUAUAUGGCACCACCGACUUUCUUGCCAACUGCGGCGGUUUGUUGGGUCUCUUUAUGGGCGUGUCCAUUUUGAGUAUUGUGGAAAUCGCCUAUUUCUGCUCGGUGCGCCUCUGCACGAAUCUACGUAUGCGUCAUGCGCGUCGCAAGGAGCUGGAGCGUGAAGGUGACACAGUAAAGGAAGCCUAAAGGUGUUUUUCUAUUCAAACUAAAAUAAAAUUUAUAAUUGGCUCCGCGAUUUGCUAAAUUUAAAUGUCUGGUUGCUGGUUUAUGUUUUAAUUUUUAAAUAAAAAAAAUGUUUAUCAUAGUUCAAGAAUCUUAAUAGGUGUUAACAGUAAACAAUAAA
Zeugodacus cucurbitae (melon fly) is the source of this 2064-nucleotide messenger RNA. It is a transcript of the gene ppk26, whose product is annotated as pickpocket protein 28. Gene Ontology annotation, molecular function: ligand-gated sodium channel activity. The coding region runs from base 120 to 1907 and encodes 595 amino acids. Gene Ontology annotation, cellular component: membrane. The transcript has 9 exons. The record is from RefSeq and is a predicted model, not a curated record. NCBI's taxonomy places the organism in Eukaryota, Metazoa, Arthropoda, Insecta, Diptera, Tephritidae. Gene Ontology annotation, biological process: sodium ion transmembrane transport.